This is a messenger RNA of Trichoderma breve, 1398 nucleotides long. Its product is annotated as fungal specific transcription factor domain-containing protein. The transcript is spliced from 4 exons. The record is from RefSeq and is a predicted model, not a curated record. The coding region runs from base 1 to 1398 and encodes 465 amino acids. NCBI's taxonomy places the organism in Eukaryota, Fungi, Ascomycota, Sordariomycetes, Hypocreales, Hypocreaceae.
AUGGGCUCUAAGCAAUUCUCCUUUGUCAACAUCUCACACCCAGAGGAGAGUCGGAGCCGCCACAACCUUGCCUACAUUCGUCGCCAUGUCAUGGCAGACGUUGGCCGUUCGAAGCGCAAAAAGCCAAGAUUUAAGAUUAUUCCCCUUGAAGUCGCUUCUAGUGGAGAUGCAUCUGAGGCAAAGCCAGUGAAGAUUGAGGCGGCUGAGUCACCACCUCUUGGGAGGAUGCCACCGUCGUUUCAAUUACAUCUCGUUGACACGAAUGCUCGUGCUUGCGAACUUAUCAGCUUCAUGGCGGCUGAGGCCGACUACGUAUAUCGACCGUUCCGCACCUCAUGGGUUCAAAUUGGCCUCUCAGAUCCAACCGCGUUUGAUCUGUGGCUUGCACAAGCCAUUGUGAUUCGAGGUCGCACCGUCCCUGAAGAUAUUACAUCCUGUCCCGAUGUGGAGUAUUUAAGCAAUCCCGAGGCGAAUAAAUACUACAGCAGAUCACUCACCCAGCUAUCCCAUCGACUGAGUAGUCGCGAAGAGUGCGUAAGCAUCGGCGUUGUAGCAAUCAUUAUGGGAUUUAUAUGCAUUGAUACACGCGUGGGAAAUUGGGAUCGGUAUCUUAUGCAUAUGAAUGGUUUGGAGCGGAUAUAUCAUCUUCGCAACGGGUUUGACGAAUUGGACAGGGAGAUUUCAUUGAUGGCUUUUUUUGUUGAUUUAAUGGGCGCUUCCAUGCUCGAUCGGUAUCCUCGAUUUCCCAUUCCAAAACACUGCGUCAAUCCUUCGGAAAUGAACUAUGACAGCGACAUGUCAAAUACGUUGCAAAUUUUACUAAACGAUGCCAGAACAAUAGCACCUCAAGGAGAGCGGAUAUACGCUAUGCUUAGAGUAACAGCAUCAGUCAUCGCGAUGGUCAAUCGGAACGCCAACGAUCCCCUAUUCUGGACCCAUGACGCGGCUCUGGCCGAGAAAUUGGGUUCUGCGAGCCACUUUAUACUAUCAGCACCUAAAUCUCCAGAAGAUGAUCCGCAUACAAACUAUCCUGUCUUUGUUGUGCAGAGAAUGGUACAGCUCGCAUGCUUGAUGGUCAUGUCAAAGUUGAAGCAAUUGGCGUCUUUCCACUGGGCCGAUAUAGACCCUCUUGGAGACCGGCUUGGAAAACUACUGCAAGUGCCUUGUUAUGAGGUUCCUGUACAGCUCCAGAAACUACGUCUCUGGGCGAUUGUAACAGCUUGCUCAUUACUGGAUCCCGAAGCACAAGUCCCGUUUCUUAUUGAGUUGAGGCGGUCAAUAAGAGCAUUGGGUUAUCGCACUGCUGAAGAGGCAAUUGAAUAUGUCAAAAACCUUCUUUGGCUUGAAAACGUGGACAUCAUUGCAACAGAGAGCCUAUACGGAUGCUGCAACCUAUAA